This is a messenger RNA of Manihot esculenta (cassava), 2125 nucleotides long. Its product is annotated as aluminum-activated malate transporter 9. Gene Ontology annotation, biological process: malate transport. Lineage: Eukaryota; Viridiplantae; Streptophyta; Magnoliopsida; Malpighiales; Euphorbiaceae. Gene Ontology annotation, cellular component: plant-type vacuole membrane. The transcript has 6 exons. The record is from RefSeq and is a predicted model, not a curated record. Bases 353 to 1987 code for a protein of 544 amino acids.
UAUCCUAAGAUGUUUAGUUCCAUCUAUUCUUCUAUUAUUGUUGAUUUAUUCUUCUUCUCUAUAUACAUUUCCUGACCAGACAUAUACUUUCUUCCCCAGUUGCGCCCUACGCGUUAGCCUCAGGCCUUUCUCUUUAAAUUACAGCGCCCUACUUAUGCAAAUCCCACCUUCAGCAACAUCAACAACUCUUCUCAUUUGUUCAUCAGCUUCACUGCUGGAAACCUCCCAAUCAAGAGUUUCAAUAGUAGUGUUUUUCUCGGAGUUCAAGAAAGCAAGUUGACAUCAUUUAACAGGAAACUCGAAGCGAGGUACACUGAGAGACUUAGGAGAUCUCAUAAUACUUGAUUGGAGAAUGAAUGGAAAAAAGGGUAGCUUUGAGAUCAACAUUCCAUCAAUGAGUACCAAAGCCAAGCUGCCGGGGGCAGAAACUGGGAAGAAAGAUGGAAUUGGAGGAUUUUCUUGCAAGGCUUGGAUUUGGAGUGUCUGGGCAUUUGCGAAAGAAGACACAAACAGAGUAACAUUCUCAUUCAAAGUGGGGUUGUCUGUUCUUCUUGUGUCUUUGCUUAUACUAUUCCAAGCCCCCUAUGAUAUAUUUGGCACCAACAUCAUCUGGUCCAUUCUCACAGUUGCUAUUAUGUUCGAAUAUACAGUUGGUGCAACUUUCAAUCGAGGUUUCAACCGAGCACUUGGAAGCUUGCUUGCUGGGAUUUUGGCUAUUGCAGUUGCACAGUUAGCUCUACGUAGUGGCAGGGUUGCAGAGCCUAUUAUAAUCGGAAUUAGCAUCUUCCUGAUUGGGGCUAUUACAUCAUUCAUGAAAUUAUGGCCAUCUCUUGUGCCAUAUGAGUAUGGAUUCAGGGUCAUUUUAUUUACUUACUGCUUGAUCAUAGUCUCUGGAUAUCGAAUGGGGAAUCCAAUUGGGACAGCAAUGGAUCGGCUAUACUCUAUUGCCAUUGGAGGAUUUGUCGCAGUCCUAGUAAAUGUUCUGGUGUUUCCUAUAUGGGCUGGGGAGCAAUUGCAUAAGGAGAUAGUCAGCAGCUUUAACUCAGUGGCCGACUCUCUUGAAGAAUGUGUGAAGAAGUACUUAGCAGAUGAUGGACUAGAAAAUCCAGAAUUCUCCAAGACUGUAUUGGAUGAGUUUCCAGAUGAACCUGCUUACAAGAAAUGUAGAAGUACACUGAAUUCCUCAGCGAAACUUGAAUCCUUGGCUAAUUCAGCAAAAUGGGAGCCACCACAUGGCCGGUUCCGACACUUCUUCUAUCCAUGGUCAGAGUAUGUUAAGGUUGGGGCAGUUCUAAGAUACUGUGCUUACGAAGUUAUGGCACUUCAUGGAGUUCUACAUUCUGAGAUUCAGGCACCUUACAACCUGCGAGUCACAUUUCAAUCAGAAAUUCUAGAUGCAGCAACCCAUGCUGCAGAACUUGUAAGAGACUUGGGGAAAGACAUUGGUAACAUGAAGCGAAGCCUUAAAACCUCAUUACUAAAGAAGGUUCAUAUCUCAACUGAGCGACUACAACGUGCAAUGGACCUGCACUCAUAUCUCCUUAUAUCUAACAUUGAGUCUACCGACAACUUUUCUAAACCUUUUCCCAAGCUGUCUCAAACACUUUCAACCGCCCCAUUUGAUCUCUCGAGCCAAUUUCCCGAACUUGACAGCAAUAACUUAGUAAAGAAUUCAGACCCAACGAACCAAACCACACCAUCAGAUACCAUCGCAUUGGGGCACCCGGUGGAGUCUUACCAUGAGAUGAUGAGGAAGCAAUCAAGGAGGCAAUAUUCAUGGCCAUCAAGGGAAGUGGAUGCUUUUGAAGAAGAGGGAGGUGUUGCUGUGGACUUUGUGCCUAGAAUGAGAGCAUUGGAGAGCACUGCAGCACUGUCACUUGCUACAUUUACUUCCUUGCUUAUCGAGUUUGUUGCUAGGCUUGAUCACUUGGUUGAAGCAGUUGAUGAGCUUUCGAACAUGGCCAAAUUCAAGCAUGAGAGUGUAUAGAAGAUAUACGUGUUCAAAAUACAGAACUUCCCUUUGAAAAAAAAAAACACAAAGGAAAUGGAGAAAGGGGUUGUAAUCACCUGAAAGUAAAGUUACAAUAACUGAAAUUCAAUCAAAGAACUUUAAGAUUAAAGAUGA